AUGGUCACCAAGGAAUUCCUCGACUCGGACAGAGUCAACUUCCUCGUCUGGAGAUACCUCUUGGAGAGCAAUUACCGCGAGACCGCAGCCAAGUUCCAGAAGGAGUGGCACGUUCAGCAACCUCAUCGCCAUUUUGAUUUCGCAAACCACGUCAAGAGUCAUGCAUUGGUGUCCGUCAUCAACAAAGGCCUCUGCUACCAGGCCCUUGAGAGGGAACACGCAACUAAGCAGGUGCCUCAAGAUGCAGCGGCAGCGGCCGAAGCAUUGCAGGUGGGGUUGUUUGGGCCAUUGAUCCCCCAGCCGCCUCACAAGAUCGAGGAGGAUGAGGACGCGGACGGGGAGGUAGACGACACGGAAAUGGAGGUCGAAAACUCUCGAAAACGCCAACUUGACAGCCGGCCACAGCAGCACCUGGUGAAUGGCGGCUCACCCAGCAAGCGGCCCAGGCUCAGCAAUGGGUACGAAAGCACGAAUGGGGCGGAUGCAGCCACGGACCCCAUGGAGCUAGACAACCACGGGGACAACAACCACGCCUACCCGUCGCCCCUGGAAGGCGAACAAGCUCCGACGCCCACUCCGAGAACAGAUGGCCCCGAGCAGGGCACGCAGGUCGACAAAGUCCAGGAAUUGACAACAGAGACGACGUUUUUGCGAUUAAUGCCCGAUGACACCACUUCCACCGCCAGCAACCCGCAGGACGGCGCCGCCGCGACGACUACCGCAGCGACCGGUGCCGCUUCGCCCUCGCCAGCCAACGGUGAAAAUGCACCCAUCUUGUUGCGCUGCGAGUGGAACCCCAAGGACCCAUCCAUCUUGGCGGCUGCUGGAACCGAUGCGCUAGCCCGGAUUUGGACCAUCUCACGUUCAAGCACUAUGACGCCUGCGCCUGAUUCCGAGGCCGACGGUCACGUGCAUGGCGUCCAUCGCCCUUACCACAGUCUCAUGGACGACGAGACUCCAAAGUCAGCAACUGUCGGUCAGCUUGCCUGGAACUGGGGGGGAACAGCCAUUGCCAUCGCGGCCGAGUACGGCGACAAGGCAUCUGUUCACAUCUGGGCCAAGGACGGCUCGCAUGUCGACAAGUUCGACGUCUCGGACCCUCCGGUGAUCAAGCUCCGUUGGAGCCCAAGCGACGCCGCUCUGCUGGCCAUUGCCCCCGAUAACAGCAACGGCAAUGGCAACGGAGGCGCGCUGGUCACCGUCUAUCACUCACUGACCUCGGCCACCUUGUCGUAUUUCCUCCCGAACCACGACCUGCUGAACUGGCCCCUCGACGCGGCAUGGACAAGCGAGACAGAGUUCCUCCUCACCGGCGGCGACGUGAUGCUGUCACUGAGGUGCACCGACACGGCCAUCCUGCCGAACAAGAAGUUUGAGAGUCGGGACGACGACACUUUCACCCAGGUGGCGUAUGACUGGCGCUCAAAGCUGGCUGCCACGUCAAGCGACAAGGGUAUCCUUGAUCUCUGGGAUGAAAACGGUCAGCGCCGUUCCAUAACUGCUCACUCUGGUGCAAUCACCGCACUGCAAUGGCAACCCCUGCCGGCCGACUCAAGCCCGCCCGAAGACGAGCGCCUUAUUGCGACUGGAGGUGACGACUGCGCGAUUCUCAUUUGGAAUGCCAAAUUCCCAGAUCAGAAACCCAAGUCCUACUUCACGAUGGAGUCACCAAUUGUCGCUGUCUCAUUUACUCCGGAUGGAGCCUUCAUUGCGGGAGCCACCGCCGGUCACAUUCUCAUUUGGAAGGUUGGAGAGCACACGAUGCCACGUGCGAGCUGGAGCAGGGCGCCACAUCCGGGCUGGUUGAGUCCCAAGGCGAAUUCGGAGCCGGAGGAAGAGGAUGAACACUGUCUGUGUUGGGAUGCUGAUGGACAGAGACUCGCGUACGGAGCCAACAGCCGAUUGGCUGUCAUUAACUUCAGCCGUCUAUGA
This is a messenger RNA of Colletotrichum siamense, 1932 nucleotides long. RefSeq names its product F-box-like/WD repeat-containing protein TBL1X (gene TBL1X). NCBI's taxonomy places the organism in Eukaryota, Fungi, Ascomycota, Sordariomycetes, Glomerellales, Glomerellaceae. The record is from RefSeq and is a predicted model, not a curated record. Gene Ontology annotation, molecular function: transcription corepressor activity; protein binding. The coding region runs from base 1 to 1932 and encodes 643 amino acids. Gene Ontology annotation, cellular component: Set3 complex. Gene Ontology annotation, biological process: regulation of transcription by RNA polymerase II. The transcript is spliced from 7 exons.